This is a messenger RNA of Geodia barretti, 833 nucleotides long. Lineage: Eukaryota; Metazoa; Porifera; Demospongiae; Tetractinellida; Geodiidae. The record is from the annotation of a GenBank genome assembly.
AAAGCGCACCAACAAAUUGCCCACCACCCAACUGCCGAAUGGCGAGUAAAGAGAAAACAGCGAGUCUCCUGUCGGAGCUGGGCGUGGAGGAUCUCUACGGCUUUCUCGGACUCAAACCAGACAGCACAGAGAAAGAAAUCACUAGAGCCUACAGAAAAAAGGCUCUGAAGUACCAUCCCGACAAGAACCCCGACGACCCUAAUGCUGCUGAGAUGUUCCAGAAGCUGUCCAAAGUGCUGACGGUUCUAACGGACCCCAUGGCCAGAGCUAGCUACGACCGGUGGCUGAAGGCCAAGCAGGUGGCGCAGCGGAGACACCAGGAGCUCAACGCAAAGAGACGUAAGCUGAAAGAGCAGCUGGAGCAGAGGGAGAGCCAGCAGAGCAGUGUCUCAGAGGUUGCCAGUGAGAGAGAGGCAGCGGCCAGCAUGCAGAGAGAGAUAGAGAGGUUGAGGGAGGAGAGCCAGCGAAGGAUCCAGGAACAGACAGAGCUACUGAGGCAGCAGAUGGCUAGAGGAGUAUCGCCAGCAGAGGAGGAUGAGGAAGGUGAUGAAAUGCCCACUCUGAAGGUGACGUGGAAAGCAAAGAAGUCAGAUAUUAGUAACGGAGGCUACGAUCAGGCUCUGCUGCAGGGGCUCUUCUCUUGCUACGGUCCUCUCGACCACAUCCUGAUCUCCGGGAAGAAGAAAGGAAAGGCUCUUGUGUCCUUCCACUCUGGCCACGAUGCUGGAUCAGCAGUGGAGAAAGAGAGGGGUAUGCCAGCAUGCCCUCUAACUGUAUCCUGGGUGUGUGGCCAGCCCAAGACACAAAUUACUAAGAGGGAGGAGAGGGAGAGG